CGCGUGGCGGCGGCGGCGGCGGCGGGAGCAGCGCGGCCCCAUGGAGCUGCUGAAGAAAUGGCUGGGCCACCCCGAGGACAUCUACCACCUGCUGCGGUUCAAGAUGGGCGGCUACCGCGCCGUGAUGCCGCCGCUCGACACGGACUCGCUGGGACCCGGCCUGCGCGCCUGCUACCGCUACCUCAACCAGACCAGCCGGAGCUUCGCCGCCGUCAUCCAAGCGCUCGACGGCGAGCUGCGACAUGCUGUGUGUAUAUUCUACCUAGUUCUCCGUGCCCUGGACACCAUAGAGGAUGACAUGACCAUCAGCUUGGACAUAAAGGUCCCAAUGCUGCACGAGUUCCAUUCCUAUCUCUAUCAGCCGGAGUGGAAAUACAUGGAGAGCAAGGAGAAGGACCGGCAGGUGCUUGAGGACUUCCCAACGAUUUCCUCAGAGUUUCGGAACUUGUCAAAGGUGUAUCAGGAGGUGAUUUCAGAUAUUUGUCACAAGAUGGGUGUUGGGAUGGCAGAGUUCUUGGAGAAGAAGGUGGACUCUAAGCAGGAGUGGGAUAAGUACUGUCACUAUGUUGCUGGGCUGGUAGGGAUAGGCCUCUCCCGUCUCUUCUCUGCAUCAGAGCUAGAAGAUCCUAUCGUUGGACAAGACACAGAGCUAGCAAAUUCCAUGGGCCUCUUCCUGCAGAAAACCAACAUCAUUCGUGACUAUUUGGAGGAUCAGAUGGAGGGAAGGGAAUUCUGGCCCAGAGAGGUUUGGAGCAGAUACGUCAAGAAGCUCUCGGAUCUUGCCAAACCAGAGAACAUUGAUAUGGCUGUCCAGUGUCUGAAUGAGCUGAUCACCAAUGCUCUCCAGCAUGUCCCUGAUGUUCUCACGUACCUAUCUCGCCUGAAAAACCAAAGUGUGUUCAACUUCUGUGCUAUCCCUCAAGUGAUGGCUAUUGCCACUCUGGCUGCCUGCUAUAACAACAAGCAGGUGUUCAGGGGUGUAGUGAAGAUCCGGAAGGGACAAGCUGUCAAUCUAAUGAUGGAUGCCACAAACAUACAGGCUGUCAAAGCCAUCAUGUACCAGUAUGUGGAAGAGAUCUACCAGAAGAUACCAAGCACAGACCCUUCGUCUAACAAGACGCAGCAGAUCAUUGCCUCCAUCCGCACCAUGAGCUUGCCCAAUGGCCCCAUGGCAUCGCGUCACCACUACUCCCCCAUCUACUUGUCAUGCGCCAUGCUCCUGGCAGCCCUCAGCUGGCAGUACCUGAGCACCGUGUCGAAGGCUGCUGAGGAGUACGUCCAGACGGGCGAGAACUGAGGGCAAAGGGGUGGUGGGAGAGACGUUUGACGGAUGGGCAGCGGAGGGAGGGUGCUCUUUGUCCCUUUCCCAUGGGGAUGGCUGAACGGCAGGAUCCUCAUGGGGCCCUUGUGCUGGGAAGAGGAUGGGACGCUGGCAGGCAGUGCUGGGCUGGAGCCUGGGGUGAUGGUGUGGCGUUGCCAGACUCUGCUCCUCACCUCUCUUGCUGUCUGGUUGGAUGGUUACAAAUGCCAAUUGGAGUCUUAUUGUUUGAGGUUCAUAUAUAUGUAUUAAUAUAUAUAUAUAUAUACACACACACACAUAUAUAUAUAUAUAUAUAUUAUUUUUUUCUCCUUUCCGGAUGGACAGUUUAUCUGAAUUUUUGGUUAGAAUGGUUUUAAGUAGAAACCCCAGUUGCCUCUUUAAUUGCUUAGGAUUUGACACCCCCUCCCCAAUUCAAAGCAAUGUGGUGGGAGCCUUUGGGUUUUGCCUCCCCUCUUGACACAGCCUCUUCCCUGUUGCCUCUGGUGCAUGCUCUGCACUGGAAGGACAUGGAGGGCUCUUGUGUCAGCCAGGAAAUUUAUACAUUUAGUUACACAAGGGAAAGUGCUGGCUGUUUUGUAGUCCCUGGUCUCGGCUGGUUAUUGUCCAGCAGCUUGUAAAGGAGCAGAGGCAAUCUUCAUGUUUCUGUUCUUGAGCUGAAGGGGACUGUUAGGCCUGAAACAGAUGAUCUUUUAUGUUUGAUACCUUAGAGGUGCAAUGACUCUACCCACUUUAUAUUGUGUUCCUGGCUGACAGCCACCUAUUCCAUCUCCUGCUGUCUAACAUUGUGCACUUGCAAAGCUUUGUAUUUUAGCAGCUGCGGAGGCAGUGAUGUGGGAGGAAGUGAAGGGAGCCUAUGUAGCUCUGAGCUAAUAAUCCUGUGCCUAACUUGAGUGCAGUCACAUAUCCUCCCCUGUGUGGUCUGGGCUCUGCACUGCUCCUCCAGCUCAUCCUAGGGGUUGGGCAAGGGGUGGGGGAAGGGUGGUCCCGGGCCUGCGGCAGGCAAGGCAACAUGGAGUAGGGAGAUGCUGCCCAAACCAUCGCAGCAGAGCUGGAUGUCUCUGCAAAGUGGAGAGAUGAGGAUUCACACCAAGUUGUCCUGCAUGGAAAUAAGGGAGGCUUUUAGGGGUCUUUUGAUACUGGCUGCCCUGAAAACCAUCUGUGGUUACUCCAGGGCUGGGAAUGCUGGAGACAUUGAGGGCCACUGGGGCAGGUUCCCUGGCUUGCUUGGCUCCAGCUUGUGAUGCUUGAGGUCAAUCAGAUGUAUAAAACUGGAAGAACCUUCCACUGCUUUUUGAAACAGAUUAGGCUGGUUUUACUUCAAACAGGCUUUAUUCCUUUCAGGAAUAGCAGCGGAGGAAAGAGUAAAUACCUUUUUAAAAGGGAAGUCUUGUUUUUCUUGAGGAGGAUUUUUGUCUGCAGUGUGCUUACUCCCUCUUUCUGCUGCUUUGGGUAUGGGAUGAGCCUGUGUCCUGGUGCAGGAUGGCACACAACCUGCCACGUGAAGUUAGCUGGCCUUUGGAAGGCCAACUCCCCCAUGAGCAGACUGUUACUUAAAGGGAAGGGAUCCUCUACUGUACAAGUACUGGUGUAGAUAGUUUUAAGCUGUUGUUCAAAAAAAGAAAAAAACCUGCGGUAGCUCUUUGUGCAGCUUCCUGUCUUGUUAAAAUAAAAAAAAAUUCUUUGGUAAAAAAGGAAAA
This is a messenger RNA of Rhea pennata, 3018 nucleotides long. It is a transcript of the gene FDFT1, whose product is annotated as farnesyl-diphosphate farnesyltransferase 1. Gene Ontology annotation, cellular component: endoplasmic reticulum membrane. The record is from RefSeq and is a predicted model, not a curated record. Lineage: Eukaryota; Metazoa; Chordata; Aves; Rheiformes; Rheidae. The transcript has 8 exons. Gene Ontology annotation, molecular function: squalene synthase [NAD(P)H] activity. Bases 41 to 1297 code for a protein of 418 amino acids. Gene Ontology annotation, biological process: farnesyl diphosphate metabolic process; cholesterol biosynthetic process.